Triplophysa rosa is the source of this 3156-nucleotide messenger RNA. Its product is annotated as sialidase-like. NCBI's taxonomy places the organism in Eukaryota, Metazoa, Chordata, Actinopteri, Cypriniformes, Nemacheilidae. The coding region runs from base 50 to 1360 and encodes 436 amino acids. The transcript is spliced from 6 exons. The record is from RefSeq and is a predicted model, not a curated record.
GAAUCGUUUGUCACAGCAUCUGAUGUUUUAUUGAAGCUGUCGACUCAUCAUGAUGAACGUUCUGCUCCUGUUCUCCUGCAUCAUUACAGUUGUUGUAGGAGCUCCUGUUUCAGUUACAGGACACAGAGGAGAGACUGUUCACAUCACAUGUCCUUAUGAAUCUGGAUAUGAAACAAAUAAGAAGUAUUUGUGUAAAGGGGAUUGUAGACUUGUGAAUAAAGACAUAAUUGUUGAAUCAGGAUCUCCAGCUAAAGGCAAGAGAUUUUCUCUGAUUGAUGACAAGACUGCAAGAGUUUUCACCGUCACCAUCACUGAUCUGAGAACAAAAGAUGAGGGCAAUUACUCGUGUGGAGUGAGCACUUCAUAUCUAUUACCUGAUCAAUAUUCAGAGAUUAUUUUGCUUGUUAAACUUGAUGAAAAGAUAACCGGCCAACCAACUAAACGCCACACCGUCCAACCAACUAAACAUCCUGUUGCAAUCACACAGUCUUAUUUCAGCAAAUCAGUGUUCAAUCUACAGUCCACCGGCAUCAAACCCAAAGAUCAGAGUCUCUCAUCAACAGUAGUGUCUGUGGUCUACAUCAGCAUUGGAUUAACACUCAUUGUGAUUGGUUUGCUUGUGGCACUGACAGUGAUAUGUAAGAAGAAGAAUGGAGGGAAAAAAUCCCCAACAGUUACUCAGUCAGGACCUUCAGAUCAAGUUUCCGCUGUGCAUUUCCUACCAGAGAGCACUCCAGCGGAUUUUAACUACUGUGACCAUGAAUAUCAGGAAAUCGGAGAGCUGCAGCUCAAGAACGUCAACUCCACCAUUACCAUGUAUUCCACAGGACCAGCUGACUCCACACCAAAAGCACCAGUUGAUUCCAUGAUCUACACGACCGUACAAACACCAGCUGACUCAAUGAACUACUCAACCUCAGAAGCACCAGCUGAUUCAACGAUCUACUCAACCGCAGAAUCACCAGUUGAUUCAACGAUCCACUCAACCGCAGAAUCACCAAUUGAUUCAACGAUCUACUCAACCGCAGAAACACCAGUUGAUUCAACGAUCUACUCAACCGCAGAAUCACCGGCUGACUCAACGAUCUACUCAACCGCAGAAUCACCAGUUGAUUCAACAAUCUACUCAACCGCAGAAACACCAGCUGACUCAAUGAACUACUCAACCUCAGAAGCACCAGUUGAAUCAACGAUCUACUCAACCGCAGAAACACCAGUUGAUUCAACGAUCUACUCAACCGCAGAAACACCAGUUGAUUCAACGAUCUACUCAACCGCAGAAUCACCAAUUGAUUCAACGAUCUACUCAACCGCAGAAUCACCAAUUGAUUCAACGAUCUACUCAACCGCACUUCUCUAAACUUCUCUUAACUCUGGAAACUUGCAGCACGUCUUUAUACUUCUAAGGAGAUUUUAGCGUCAUCUAGCGGUGAAGUUGUGAAUUGCAACCAACAGCUCACUCCACCCCUCCCUUUCGAAGCACUACGGUGGCUGACACUGGACUAAGAUGUCGUCAGAUGUUCUAUUCUAUUGUAGAAACAACAUGAUGAAUUCAAUGCGAGGGGACCCGCGGUGUAUGCAGAUAGAAAUAACUCAUUCUAAGAUAAUAAAAACAUCUUCAUUAUGCUUCAUUAAGUAAGGUCUUUAUACACCUCUGAACACAUAGUUAUGUAUAUUAGAUUGUAUUUCUGUCAAUUGAUCCUCCUUAAUAUCACACACAGCACCUUUAAGGUUGUGAUCUGCUUGAACUAUUGGAAAGAAUUUAAAUCACUGCUGGUGUUUAAACAGUGUCAGAUUUCAAGCUAUUGAAAUAUUUUCUGCAUUUUAUUUUAGUAUUUGUUUUUAUAAUAGACAUGUGUUGCAUUUAACACAAUUGCGUUCAUAGCAGGCAGCUCAAACAUCAAACAGUAAACAGCUACACUUUAACUUUAGAUGAGACAGGACACAGAAAGUAGAAACUAGAAAGACCAACAUCACAGCCUUUAAAGGAUAGGAACAAAGGGUAAAGUUUGAUUAAAGAGUACAGAUAAGAGCUUUAGUGAGUCUGAUCUGAGACCAGCUGUCACGACUGGCGUGCAAGAGAGAAGAACCCAAGCGCAGGCAGGCAGUGAAGGGGUUAACAGAAAAUAUUUAUUACAAAAACACACAAAACAAAACCCACGAGGGGGUAUAAAACAGGAACUAAACUAAGAAACAAACUUGAAAUAAAAGACUUCCCACGAGGGGGGCAAAAUGAAAACAAGAACACUAAACCAAACUAAAGGACACGACCAAACGUCUUAAAUCAUAAAACACAAAACUCACGAAACACGAACAGGGCAAGGACCAGGAACAUGGGUGAGAGCACAAACAUAAUCCACACAGUACAAUCCACGAGCACAGGACAAAGAAACAUGAGGGUAUAUAUAUAGGCAAGACAAACAAGGGAUAAUUACAUGGGGCAGGUGUGGGACAUUAAACACUCGGGAAAGGAUAACGAGGAAACGAGAUGGCGGGAACAGAGACGAGACACUGGAAAAACACAUGAGAGGCAUAAACAUCUCAUGGUCUUCCCACAUAAAACCCAAGAACUCUGUCCCGAUCCCACCACACGACUAGAAUUUCAUAAACAAGACGGUGGGACCGUGACACCAGCAUUACAAUCCCUGUGAUCUUAUACUGGUCGAGAAUCUGUUUGAUCAUCUUGUGACUAUGACAACAGCACACAUGAUCACACAUUGUAUGAGGAAGAUCACAGUAACACACGCAUGAGACAUGUAAAGUUUAGCAGAUGACUUUUUCAGUAUAUUAUAGAUUUUAGAUCUGAAAAUCAUCAUUGACAGCGAGACGAUCCAGAAUCUGUGUGUCAUCUGUAAGCUCAAGUGAUUUUCAUUUAUUUCAAUCUGUGCAAAUUCUAACUGUUUUAUUUGGAGUCCUUGUUGUUCUUUACAUUGCUGUUGAGCUUUUUUUUUCUUGGUGUUGGUCAUUUUUGCAGAAGUAGUUGUGCAGACAUCAUAGUUUAUUCAUGUGCAUGUUGUGUAGAGAAAGGGAAGGGAAGUGUAAAUGUUUGCUGACUUAUAUAAUUGUGAAUGUACAUCACUUCACUGAUAAACGUAUCAUCUGAUAUAAAACAACCUACAGCCUGUAAAUAAGAAUGUUGUAACCAGUUUUAAAAAU